Messenger RNA from Paramecium sonneborni, 1118 nucleotides. The record is from the annotation of a GenBank genome assembly. Lineage: Eukaryota; Ciliophora; Oligohymenophorea; Peniculida; Parameciidae.
AUGAAAAAAUUAAGUCUUCUAUAUAUUGAAUAGCUUCUCAAUUAAAAUCAAAAAACAAGUUUACUCACCAUUCUCAAGAACAAUCCACAUAAAUUAGCAGUUUUGAUCUCAUCAAUAAAAAUCCGUAUAAGAACUCCAUUAAUAAAUAACAUCUAAGACAUCAUCCUAAAGAGUAUUUUUAAAAUUACAACAAGACAACAAGAAUCUAAAUUAUUAAAUCUCCUUCUCAAACAUACAAGGCUACCAAAAAAUUCAGUGUUACAAAUGCAUGUAUAUUAAAUAAAUAAUAAAUUAGUAUCAUAAUUGUAUAAAAUGAAGUCAAACAACCUGACUCAAGUAGAAGAACAUCUAAAAAAAAUUACGCUUUCUAGUUAAAAAAUCUACUUGUCAAAUUAAACCAUCUCUUUUUGACAUCAAUUAAAAUACGCUCUAUUUCUAAUCAUUUUAAGAAUCCCUACUUAAGUUACCUAACCUUAUAUUUCUCAAUAUCCUAAAACUAAUUUAAAGACUAGUCCAAAUAUUAGAUCUAUUUAUGGAGAUAGCAAUAAAUAAAAACUAUCAGAUAAGUAGCCUAAAAGAAAUAACAAGACAAAAGAUAAUUGCUCUCUAGUUAAAAAUACAAGGAAAUAUUUAAUAAAGAUCUUAAAGGAAUGCUAUUAAAAAUGAUUUCUUCGAUGAAAAAAAAUAACAACUUUUCCUUAUCAAUUUAAUAAACUAUUCAACAAUAAUUAUAAAAACCUUAAUUACCUCAAAAUGCUAUCACUGUACUCAAACAUUAACUUGAUUAAUUAUCAGAAUUUGAAAAAAAAGAAAUAAUUGAUUAUUAGACUAUCUAUUAUCUUUCUUCUAUAAAAAUAAGAUUUUUUAGCAAGAAGCUAAUGAAGAUUAACAAUAUAAUAACGGAUUAGAUAAUAGCAAAUAUAUUUUAAUUAUUAAAUCUAGUGGAGAUUACUUUUUUAAAAAAGAUUAAAUUGCUUAUCGAUAAGAAAUGUUAGAAAAAUAAGGCCAUGGAAGUUUUUGGUAAUGUUUUUAAGGUUCAUGAUCAUAAAAAUAAAUAAAAUACUACCUUAAAAAUAAAAAAAAAAUAAAAAAAAAUUUUAUAAUCAAGCUCUCAUUGA